Molecule: messenger RNA, 6892 nt
Organism: Synchiropus splendidus (mandarinfish)
Lineage: Eukaryota; Metazoa; Chordata; Actinopteri; Syngnathiformes; Callionymidae
Gene: mark4b
Product: MAP/microtubule affinity-regulating kinase 4b
Exons: 16
Coding region: 729-2891 (720 amino acids)
Biological process (GO): microtubule cytoskeleton organization; intracellular signal transduction; protein phosphorylation
Cellular component (GO): cytoplasm
Molecular function (GO): tau-protein kinase activity; protein serine/threonine kinase activity; ATP binding
Source: RefSeq, a predicted model, not a curated record
CGUUGACGUCGGUCUUUCUCCGGUGGCGGAGCCGAGAGGGGGAGAAGAAGUCUUUCUUUUUAUCGCCGUCUUCCUAUCGGAAACCGAGUGAUAUGUCUGCCACACUCGGGAGACGUCUGCCCACUGUUAUCCGUCGCUCUGUGGGCGGCUUUUCAUUCAGCGCGGCGGCAGUUUCAACCCACGAGAGAAGCUAAACGGCGGAGGACGAGGAAAGAGGAAGAACCGGAUCCGCUUUUUUCUGUCUUCUGUCCGGUGAUAUGUCGACUUGUUGGCUGUUUUCUUACGUCCUUCCUGCCUGGUGAAGUGUGGGAACUUAUGAGCGAGCGAGCGAGCGAACAGUGAGGUGUCUGUUUUCCCUUUUAACCCUCACUAGCGAGCCGCUAUCUGAGAACUAACCAGAAUCAGUGCUGCGUUAACGAGCCGCCGGGAUGGUGCCAUAGUGGGGCCAAACCGGGAGGAAGCGGGCGGUGAAGCAGUCUGGACUAUUGUUUCAUGAUCAGCCGUGAUGCUGAACGACACCAGAUGUAGCCAACCUUCAUCCGCUUAAGCUGAAUCACCGUGUUGGUGAUCUGUGCUGCCUUCACGGACCGUGACAAUGAGGAUUGUAUGAGGAGAGAAGCUGAUUGUUUGAUUCCUGGUGGUACUGACGGGCGGAAGAGGCUCGUCUCGGUGUGUUCUUGGUGAUUAAGCAUUCUCUCCCGGCCGGCGGAACAAUCUCAGGGACCAAAAUGUCUUUACGCACGGCGCUUCCUGGCAACGAGAGGAACCCGGAGCAUCACACCUCACUCUCAGCCAGCCGCUCGGAGAAGGGCACCGGAUGGUCGAGCCGCUCACUCGGCGCCCGGUGUCGGAACUCCAUCGCCUUGUGCUCGGACGAGCAGCCGCAUAUUGGGAACUACCGUCUUCUCAAAACCAUCGGCAAAGGAAACUUCGCCAAAGUGAAACUGGCCAGACACAUUCUGACCGGCAGAGAGGUUGCAAUUAAGAUCAUCGACAAAACACAACUGAACCCAACCAGUCUACAGAAGUUGUUUCGCGAGGUACGCAUCAUGAAAACCCUCAACCACCCCAACAUAGUCCAGCUGUUCGAGGUGAUCGAGACAGAGAAGACUCUUUACCUGAUUAUGGAGUACGCCAGCGGAGGCGAAGUGUUCGACUACCUCGUGGCUCACGGAAGAAUGAAGGAGAAAGAGGCCAGAGCCAAGUUUCGUCAGAUCGUCUCCGCAGUGCACUACUGUCAUCAGAAGAACAUCGUUCACAGGGACUUGAAGGCAGAGAAUCUGCUCCUAGACGCCAACUCCAACAUCAAAAUAGCUGAUUUCGGCUUCAGUAAUGAGUUCACCGCUGGCAGCAAACUGGACACAUUCUGUGGUUCCCCGCCUUACGCUGCCCCGGAGCUCUUCCAAGGGAAGAAGUACGACGGCCCUGAGGUGGACAUCUGGAGUCUGGGGGUCAUCCUGUACACGCUGGUCAGCGGUUCGCUCCCGUUCGAUGGACAGAACUUGAAGGAGCUGCGAGAGCGAGUAUUGAGAGGGAAGUACCGAGUUCCCUUCUACAUGUCCACAGACUGUGAGGGGAUCCUGCGCCGGUUUCUGGUCCUUAACCCGACUAAGCGCUGUUCGCUGGAGCAAAUAAUGAAGGACAAGUGGCUGAACAUCAGCUACGAGGGGGAGGAGCUGAAGCCUCACACGGAGCCCGAGGAGGACUUCAAUGACAGCAACCGCAUCGAUGUGAUGGUGGGAAUGGGCUUCACCCGAGAAGAGAUCCGUGACUCCCUGGUCUCUCACAAGUACAACGAGGUGACAGCGACGUACCUGCUGCUCGCUCGCAAGACAGAGACGGAGAGCAGUGUAUCUCGGUCAGGCAGCAGUCUGAGUCUUGCCCGGGUCCGACCCGGAACCAUCACCAAUGGUACCAGCAAGCACUCCACCUCCUCCUCGUCCUCUGGAGCUCAGUCCUCUUCGUCUGGCCAUAAGGCGCAACGGAGCGCCUCCACCUACCACCGCCAAAGACGCCACUCAGACUUCUGUGGUCCAAGUGUCCCGGGUACGACACAUCCCAAACGCAGUCCCAGCGGCGUUGGCGAGGGGCUGAAGGAGGAACGGCUGUCCAUACGAAAGCCCAGCACCAGCACCGUGGGCUCUCGUAGCAUACCGACCCCCUCCAGUCCCAUGGUCAGUUCUGCUCACAACCCCAAUAAAGCCGAGAUACCCGACCGACGCAAGGAGGCCAACUCAACAACGAACAACAUCCCUGCUAGUGCCAUGACUCGACGAAACACGUACGUCUGCACGGACCGAUCCGGCACUGAUAGAUCGUCCCUGCUGCAGAACGGCAAAGAAAACAGCUCUUUAUCCCACCGCCUCCCACCUGCCUCCCCCUCCACUCACAGCAUCGCUGGAGCGUCGGGGGUCUCCUCCUCCACGCCCUCCUCCCGUCUCUCCAGGGGAACCACGGUGAGGAGCACUUUCCACGGAGGGCAGAUUAGGGACCGCAGGCCUCCGUCCCAUGCUCCCCCAUCUUCUCCCACGCCAUCCCACGAUUCUGGCUCCCUGCCCCACGCCAGGACCAGAGCCACCAGCAACCUGCUCAGCAAACUCACCUCCAAGCUGACCCGCAGGGUCACUCUUGACCCCUCUAAGCGUCAGAGCUCAAACAAAUCCAUGUCGGGCUGCACCCUCCCACAGGGGACAAAAACAGUUAGUAAGUCUUCCUUUCCCGUGUUUACUGGCUGCUGCUGCUGUCUGUCCGUCUCACUGUCUCACUGUCUGUCUGUCUGUCUGCCUCUUCACCACCUCUCACUCUUCAUCUGCUGCGGUUGGAGUUUAGUCUCAGGUGAAAACAAUCCAGACCCACUCAGCACUUUCUUGGAAUACUCAUCUCAAACUUGAUCUGAAUAUAAAAGAACUAAAGUAAUCUCAUCACAAACUGUAAACAACAGAAGCCUCCUUCAGUCUGAACACACCACAUGUCCAAAAAACAUGAAAUGAAUUGACAUUCAUUGGAACAGGCACAUCAAACAUGUCUCAUUUCAGGAUUUUGAUGGUGUUAAGCUGUUAUUUUGAAGCCAUAAUGAUAUAUAUGCUAUAUUUUAAAGCUAAAGACGUUUUUUGUGAUGAUUGGUUCCAUUUUGGAUGAUGGGUCAUUGUUGACAUUAGGAGCUGUUUGAUAACAGCGUCGGCCUCACAAAUUUACUGAAGGAGACCCUCACACAGCAUUCUGAGUCAGAACUGCUGUGAUGUUUGCUUGUUGGAAGUGUUCAGUGAUGAAGUGAUGAUUUGAAAAUGAACACAAACGAAUUGCGCAAUGGAGCAAUCGAGCAAGCACAUUUGGUGUCCCGGUGGAUAAAUGAAGCGCAUCCGUCCGUCAUCCAGAGCAAAAGUGAGGAUACAAUUAAACGUACUGUGAUUUCUUCUCUUAACCGUCUCACCAAAAACAAGUUCUCACUUCCUGAUGAUUGCUGACAUGUGCCGUUCAUGACGGUUUGCAUUUACACAGUUGUGACAUUGGGGGGGCCAGAAACAAAUAUCUUGAAGAGCUUGUUUCAUAUCCAACUUGGUUAUUUUAUAUUCUAAACUGAAAUAGAGAUAGAUUGUUAAAAGUAAAUUUCUACAUGAUGAUCAGACUGCAGUUCAUCAGUCAAAAUGCUAUUUGUAUUGGUGUAGCUUUAUGUGAGUCGUGGACUGAAAAUGACCAGAGAUUUUGGCUGUUCAGACUUGACAUAGUAUCAGGAAGAGUCUUGGGUCUGAUUUCUACCUUAAUAUGGUAGUAGCGUUUCUUCUUCUACCUCCCAUGGAUGCCAUGUUUUUUGUUUGGCAGUGAAGACAGGAAGUAGCUGGCAUCUCACGGUGGAAGUAUUUUCACUAUCCCUGUGUGAAUCCACCAUAAACAUGUCACAAUAAACCCAUGUCUAGAGGACACACUAGUCCAAUCUGGUGCUGAAGACUGUGACGGAGGAGGAUCAUGCUCUGUACUUCAUCAGAAGAUGAUGUUCUUUGAUGUGGCUAAAUCUCUGACCAGCAGCUGUCUGUCUCUCUGGCUCUGUCUGUCUACACGUGUGUCUCGCUGACUUCACCCUGACACUGUCACUGUAGGUUUGGAGGGUUUGGAAGGAACCCAGUAGUUUGGUAGCAGUGAGAUGUGUUUCUUAGAGAGUUCCGUUCCCUCAGGUGUAAGAGUUCUCAACUGAUUCAACAUUUGUUUGUGAGACAUUAAUGUCGUCUGCAAACCACAGAGCAGACGGUCAUAAUGUUAUGCCUGACUAUGUUGUGUAGUUUUUCCAUGUAACGGUUAAUUGUUGCUCAUCUACUCAAGGCAUUAUAAGACAGUUUUUUCCAGCUACUGCUUUGAUUCUAAUGAGUCAAAAUAUUAAAAGAAAAAUGUCACAUUGAGAUCUCUUUUUGUUACCAGAAAUAUAUAUUUUUUCAGAAAUCUAACGCUGGGGGGAGCAGCAGAUGCGUUUGAGGAGUCAGACCGACCAGUGUCACCGCGCUCUGAGAUCAGGAUUAGUUGUGUAACCGCGGAUUUAUCCUUUUCUUAACCAGGGAUCUCAGACGGCUCACCCUCCUGAUAUAAGACGAUUGGUCUGCUACAGUGCUGCCGCAUUCCUUCGUCUUUAUCUCACGUUCCAUUAUUCUCUUGCUGUUUUCGAGCCACCGCGUCAUUGCUUCCUGCCCUCGUGGGCUCGUGUCGCCAAGCUUGUGGCGAACAAACCUAUCUAUACUGCAACUUGUCGUCCCAGAGUUCUCUACUCCUGACUUAAUCCCUUGUCAAAUAUUUGAGCCCAAAUCCUGAGUUCACCGUCAGAGCUCACAAUGAUCCGAGUCUUGAUGCACUUCACCACUUCUUUUUGUGAUGCUACCAUGUUAGCUUCACCGGGUUUGGCGCUGCAGGGAUUAGCCUGAGCUCCGCUCGCUUCUCAGCAAAUCUUCAUGAAUUGCAUGCCUACCUGUUAAAAGCCAGAUGUCGCUGCCUAAUCCUCCAAAAGGCUCUUAAUUCUGCAGGAAUCCCCCUGCAGGUCCAGGUGGGGCAAUUAUUAAACAUAACGACUCAAUUAUCUGCCUGGGUUUACGUCACUUAAAGAUGAAUCUCUUCUGAGCUGUAAACUGUAAACAGAUAUAUUCUGUGGUUGUGCACAGGAGUGGUUCUCAACCUUGUUUCAGCCAUGAACCCCCAGUUAAAUCGGUUUUCAGAUGUAUGUAGCUGUGUAGCAGCAUGAACAACUCAAAUAGAAAAUGAUUUUCUUUUAAAUUAAUCAUUUUCUUUUAAAUAAUUCAUAUACUGUAUUCUAUUAAAGAUUAAAUUUGAGUACCUAAACUGGAACAUACAUUAUCCCAAACAAUGUUGUCGAUUAAAUACAAUUUAAUUAUUGUUCUAUUCAAGUGCUUUCCACUACCUGUAGGGGAACGCGUACCCCCGACGGGUGGAGGUCAUCAUUCUUAGGAACACGACCUCCUGGACUUUCUCAUUAUUUCAAUGGCUCCAGUGUUUCUCUGCCGCUCCCUUGUCCAGUGAGCUGGAGUCGGUCGACUGUUGCAUCACAGCAGCGGCCUCUGCUGUCGCUCUUGGAGAAGUGCAUCGUUACAGCGUAGUUAUCACCACUGACCUGAGUUAGACUGUGACACUGUUGGACUCCUCUUCUCGUCACCACCACCACCUCUUCAUCGAUUCAUUUUGCUGUUUCACACUCACUAGUGACGACCCAUCUGUUUAUCAGCCGACGUUUCGUGAUUGGUGGGUUGACGUAUUGCUGAUGCUGAGGGGCUUCAAGCUGUAGUCUGACUGGAAUGGACGGUGGGGGGUCUGAGUUAUGAGGCAGAUUGAGUUCUAACUGGUACGUUUGUCUUCUUGAGGGUCACAGACGAACCUGAGAGAAUCAGCAGAUCUCCGGUCACAAGGUAAGAACUCUCUUCAUACUCUCCUUUUAAUAGUCAUGGCUGACUGCAUGACUAAGAAAAAAGUCUGAGCUGUGCGCGAUAAUGGCGCCGGUGAACGGGAGGCAGGAUUGUAGCGACAACAGACCUGGGUUGAUCUUUAAGUGACCUGGGUCUGUGCUUCCUCUCAGCCGCAGCAUCGUCCUCGUCUCAGUCGCACAUUAAGAACAGCAGGUAAAGCUGUAUCCAAAUAACAAGGCUAGCAGUGUCAUGUGACUGUUGGUGGUGGUUCCUUGAUGUGCUGCUAGAAGCAUCCUGGUUAAAGACCCCUCCCCUUUUCUCUCCCCUUCAACACGCUAGUCCACAUUCAGUCGUGUUUUAAGGAAGUCCUUCCAAAUAUUGACGUUUGCUAGAGUCACCUUAAACUUUCUAGUCAUAACCUCUUUGACCCACCAGUUUAGUUUGAGAAACACGAUCACACGUUUGUGUAAUGAUGUCUGUUUUUGACAGAAUAUCUAAAUGUUACACUUUCAUUUUUAUUCCAUGGCUGCUCUGCUUCUAUUUAAUUUUGUUUUCAAAAGUGAAAUUUAGAUUAUAAUUUCCACCGACUCUCUUCCCGUCCCGAUCCAAGGCCGACUUGUGAGCUCCUGUUUAAGUUCUAAACAAGUUUUUUUUUAUUUGUUAUUAAUUGUGUUUCCCCCUCCCCAUCACUCAAUCAUCAAUCUGUCAUUCUUUCCUCCUCUCUUUCAUGCACGUUCAUCCCUCCAUAUUAUAACCCCGCCCCCUCCUCUGGGCUCCCCAACUUCACUGUGCUCCCUCUUCCAUCCUCACCCGCCCCCUGCUGCCUCCCCUUCCUUGUCCUUCCAGUCGCCAUCUAUCUGGGCAUCAGAAAGCCGUCGAGCCCCGGACCCCCCGAUGCGGAUGGGAUGUGAGGGUGCGUAGCCCCCGCGACCCGGCCGAGGUGGUUCUGGCGCUGCGUGAGGCGGCGCAGGGCUGCGGAUGCCAGGUCCAUCUGGCCG